Molecule: messenger RNA, 2000 nt
Organism: Helianthus annuus (common sunflower)
Lineage: Eukaryota; Viridiplantae; Streptophyta; Magnoliopsida; Asterales; Asteraceae
Product: nuclear pore complex protein NUP88-like
Exons: 10
Coding region: 1-1431 (476 amino acids)
Biological process (GO): ribosomal large subunit export from nucleus; protein import into nucleus; ribosomal small subunit export from nucleus
Cellular component (GO): nuclear pore
Molecular function (GO): RNA binding; structural constituent of nuclear pore
Source: RefSeq, a predicted model, not a curated record
AUGGCUUCAAUAGAAGAAGAUAUUAAUUGGGGUGGGGUAAUGGGACGCCGGACCUUAAGAGAGUGGGGUUGUGAUGCCGGAGAAGAUGACCGGAAACUUUUGCCGAAAAUAAGAGCAGGGAUGGAGACUGGAGAUUCUCGGGGGUUUGCUUUUGUUAGGCAUAAGUAUGCAGAUGAGACUCAGAAGGCAGUGGACAAGCUUGACAGAAGAGUUGUUGAUGGCAGAGAGAUAAUGGUUCAGUUUGCCAAAUACGGGCCAGAUGUUGAAAGAAUCGUACGUCCUGUUUUUUCUGGUCCGGAUCGCGAACCCGUGGCACUUGGUUUGAUUUUGUACCCGAGUCCGUUACGGGGGCCUCUUCAUAAAGUGUACCACGGAAACGAAGAAGAUUCUGAGUUCAAAGUUACCGAGUGUGACGGCCGAGCUGUCAGUUUUCUCUACAAGGCUACUACAGCCCGUUUGGAUUCAAUAGUGUUGCAUUUUCUUCCCUUCACUAAUCAGAAAAACGGGAUAGAUGAUGACAUGAGACUGUCAACUGUACAGUCGGUUCUUAACACGUGCCAGGUGGAAUCCUCGGUGUCUUCGUUAUAUGGUUUUGUGGCAUUGGCAGAUUCGUUUGGAUCUUGUUGGAUUGUGGGGCUCACGUCUGGUUUUGAAUGUAUUGUGCUCGGAAUGGAAAGUUGGAAUCUUUUGCUUCCUGCUCAUGUUGAUAAAGAAAAGAAAUUCGAAAGUUUGGAAGAAAAUACGGUUCCCGGAGAUGCUACUAUUAUAAGUAAAGAAUUACUCGCGGGCCCGAAAGUGGUUAUUGUGCCACCUACAUCACCGAACCCUGUUGCUGCUGACUCUAUUGAAGGGAGGUCUACGCUACAUCAGUACUUCAAGCUUUUUCAUGAGAACUAUGUUGAGUAUGCACAUAAGGUUUACUUUGAGCUCAAACACCAUGGACCGCAACUAAAGAAAAUAAUUGAUGAACAACAUGCUCGGUUACGUGAGGCACAACAAAAGCUAGCGAAAGUAGAAGAGAAACAAGAAAAUUUGGAAAACCGAAUAGAUCGUGUAAUUCAGACUCAUGGUUUGUUAGAAGAACGGUUGUUAAACCUAAGAAACCUACUGGGAAUCCACAAGAAACCGUUGUCGAAAGCAGAGCGAGAGUUCAAGAUGGAGCUUGACAAGUUUAGAGGAGUGGAAAUAGAUGCGUUACACACAACCAUAGAAACUAUAAAUGGUCGAAUAAAAAGAUAUUCAUCUUCUCCACAAAGCAAAAGACCGAAUCAAAGAAGACUGAUUGCAGGGCGGAGAAUGAGUAAUGCUGAAGAUGAUGAGAUGGCCCACCUCAAAUCGUCAAUUGCUAAGCUUUCUUUAGUCAACAGUGAGAACACCAAAAAAGUCAAACUUGUGGAUUCAGCUUUGAGAAAUCAUGAAAGCUCAAGUUGAGGAAAGGAAGAGUUGUUGAUGGCAGAGAGAUAAUGGUUCAGUAUGCCAAAUACAGGCCAGAUGUUGAAAGAAUGUGAGUCGAGUAUUUGGUAAUUUUGCGUCUGAAUUAGCAUUUUAUGCGAAUAGGAGUGUUCCCAAACGCUAAAUCAGUCGGAGCGUUCCCCAAACGUGAUUUCAUAUGAUUUGUAACGAAUUUAAUGAAAAUCGCGUACGGCCUGUUUUUUCUGGUCCGGAUCGCAAACCCGUGGCGCUUGGUUUGAUUUUGUACCCGAGACCGUUACGGGUGAUCUGGUUCGCGAUACGGGCGGAGGGGGGUCUGUGAUUCUUGUGAUUAUGGCUAAUAUGCAUAAAUAUUAAGUCAUAUGUGCUAUUACCUGCUUAGUUAAUAGGAAAUGAGCAUCAUUUAGUGUUUAGGUGCUUUCAAUUUAUAUGUUUCACCCAUAUUAAGCUGUGUCAAUAUAGCCAAUGCCACCAUGAAAUGUGUAAUUUUAUUCCAUGUUCAUUACUGUCAUUUUUCACAGACGAUGGCAACUUCUAAAAUGUGUAGUAUUAUCAUCAUUUGGCUGAAA